This is a messenger RNA of Penicillium cosmopolitanum, 2430 nucleotides long. Its product is annotated as Zn(II)2Cys6 transcription factor domain-containing protein. Gene Ontology annotation, molecular function: DNA-binding transcription factor activity, RNA polymerase II-specific; zinc ion binding. NCBI's taxonomy places the organism in Eukaryota, Fungi, Ascomycota, Eurotiomycetes, Eurotiales, Aspergillaceae. The transcript has 2 exons. The coding region runs from base 1 to 2430 and encodes 809 amino acids. The record is from RefSeq and is a predicted model, not a curated record. Gene Ontology annotation, biological process: regulation of DNA-templated transcription.
AUGGAGGACACCCGCCGCCGUCAACUGCAUAGCUGUGACCCCUGUCGCAAAGGCAAAAGGCGCUGUGAUGCUCCGAAAAAUCGAAAAGACAGCGGGUUCAGUAUAUGUUCCAACUGUCAGCGAUGGAAGAAGGAAUGCACGUUUGACUGGGUCUCCUCGAAGCGUGUGGACUCUCUCGGAGCUCGCCGUAAAGCAAAGACUCCCACUAUGAAUAAGCUUCAGGGUGAUGAUAUUCCCGGCGAUGAGAAUUCAUACGAGCUGCCUCACGAUUUUCAAUGGCACCCUGGUGACCCUGUUGAUCUCGAUGACCCAAUUACCUCUGGCGACAUCUCAAAUUUCACUUUUGCCUUCCCAUCGCCUGCCCAAGGGGCGGCUUUUGACGGAUCAGAAGGCUCAAGUUCAAGCCCUGAUCAAUCUGAUUUAUUCCCCUGGGGAUUGGACAUCCCAGUCAACUGGCAAACCAAUAUUACGAGUCGAGGGCCCCAAAAGGGAUUCACGGGUGUUGAACCUCAGGCGGACUUCUAUGACCCUCUGGCAAGUUCGCUUGUCGAUCAACUUGACUAUGAGAGAGAGUUCCAAGAUGAAAGCAGUCCCCUUUCUCUUUCGUCGACUGCUCCAUUGUGCAAACAGAUUGGCCUAAGAUAUUCGUCAGUUCCCGAUGUCAACCGACGAUCGAAUCAAGGAAUCCCGCCUAGCUUUUGCAUCUCUUCUGAAAAGGCGGCAAACCAAUUCGCUCGCUCGACAAUGACACGCAAUCUGAUUCGCAUAUAUCAUGAUAGCAUGGAAAAUGCGCUAUCAUGCUGGUUGACAGAGCACAACUGCCCCUAUAGCGAUUCUAUCAGCACUAUUCUCCCUACAGGAGAAAGGAAAGAAUGGGGCCCCAAUUGGUCGAACAGGAUGUGCAUUCGAGUGUGUCAGCUAGAUCGUGUAUCUUCAUCAAUCAGGGGCCGAUCUUUGAGUGCAGAAGAAGAUAGGACCGCAGCUCGUGUUCUGCAUCUUGCCAUUAUUGCAUUUGCCUCUCAGUGGACUCAGCAUGCGGCGAAGGGAACAGGGCUUUCUGUACCGGAGCCUAUCUCGCGCGAUGAGCGAUCGAUUCGAGAGUAUGUUUGGAACGAAGCAAGACAUGCCCUUGAGCAUUCGUCGAGAAUUCCUUCGUUCCGCGUCAUAUUUGCCAACAUUAUAUUUUCUUUGACGCAAAGCCCGCUGGACCAUUCACAGGAUAUAGGCUUGAGCCAGCUCCUAGAGAAUGACGGUGCACCAACAUUCCUAGAAGCUGCUAAUCGUCAGCUUUAUACAUUUCGCCACAAGUUCGUACGGCUCAGUCGAGAAACUCCACCUAAAAUAACGGAGCCCAGGAGGGGGUCAAUCGGGUCAACUUUGGCCGAUGAUCCAGAAUCUUUAAAUGCUUCAGGGCCAACACAGCUUGAUCCUAUACUAGCUAGCCAAGAGCAUAAGAGUACCCUUGGUCUUCUAUUCUGGCUUGGCAUUAUGUUCGACACGCUGAGUGCAGCGAUGUACCAGCGUCCUCUUGUCGUAUCGGAUGAGGAUAGUCAAAUUUCUUCAGGCUCGCCUGCGGUGCCUGAAGUCGAGAACGAGCUUGAGCUGAGCAGUAUUUCGCAAAAUAGAACUCGCAUAAAAAAGGAUGUGUGGGAUGACUUUUUCCUUCACCCUUCUGCCGAGCGUGAUGAUCUUGGUCAAAUUCAUGUAAGAUGGCCAUGCUCCUACGAAGAGGCUGCAUCAGUUCUUUCAGAAGCAACUCCAGUCAAAGUUCUACUUUAUCGUCGAGUCACACAACUUCAGACUCUUGUUUAUAGAGGGGCCAGCUGUGAGAAACUGGAGGAAAUUAUUCGAAAGACUCUUCUAGUUUACCAGCAUUGGAAUCACUCAUAUCAAAGGUUCAUGCUCGACUGUGUCGAGAAUCAUGAGCUUCUACCAUCUCGCAUACAGUCAUGGUAUGUCAUCCUCGACGGCCACUGGCAUCUUUCGAUUAUGCUAUUGGCGGAUACGAUCGAGGGCAUUGAUAAGGGAAGACUUGGCUCGGAGAGUGAGCGCGAAGCCCGCAAGGCUACGAAUUUUGUAUCCACAUUAAGAACAGAACAUGCAUUUGCCGUUGGCGGACUUGCCCGUGCCUCGCUUCAAGGUCAGAAUCCAUCUAUGUUCGCCAAUUUUCACGAUUCGUUAAAUGAGGUGGCGUUCCUGGUUGAGCCUUGGACCGUGGUUUUGAUUCACUCAUUUGCCAAAGCGGCCCAUAUCUCCAUCGAGAGUCUAAAUUUGCCGGGUGAGCAUAGUGUGCUGGCGGAUUCGUUCAGACAAAAUUGUGAGUUUUGUAUCUGUGCUCUUCAAUAUCUUGGAAGGAAGUCCGACAUGGCUUUUAUGGUCGCCAGAAAUUUGUCAAGGUCUUUAAGCUUUAAACUGGCGCAGAUGGCUUGA